CUGGCUGCUCCACAACUACAAGCAGCCGAAUUAAUCACGACGCCAGCGACUGUACCUCGCUUCCUCGUCCGGUCACAUUUUCACUGACUUCUGAAAGCAGCAUUUUUUAAAGAGCAGAACUCCCAGCCCACAAUCCAACCAAUUGAUUCCCCGCCUCGCAUUCCAUUUCAGCUCGCGUUGCGACUUCUUCGCGUUGUAUCCCUGUAACCGGAGCGCACUGAUCCUUUUCCGACAAUGGCGUCGGCUCUCUGGUCCCUGUCCCGUCAUGUCGCCUUGCUUCUUCUUGCGCUUUUCUCCGCGUGCAAUGCCGCCAAUGCCAGGCACACAGUUCUGGAUGAUCGCGCGCUGCAGUCCGACCCGUGCGCGCUGGUGCGCUGCGCUGCGCCGCUGGCGUGCGCCGUGGCGGCGGGGGGCCAGGCGCAGUGCAUGUGCGCGGCGCCGUACGUGCUCUCAGGCACCGACUGCAUUGACCCCUGCAUCGCCACCACAUGCCCGUUGGGCACCACGUGCCAGGUCGUCAACUCCAAGGUGCAAUGCAUCUGCCCGCCGCCCCUCGUGCUUGAUGGCGCUGCAUGCGUCUUGGCCACCAACUGUGCAUCGGUGAGAUGCCCCGAUAAGGCUCACUGCGCAGUGGUGGGCGGCCAGGCCACGUGUGUGUGCCAGGACCCCCUCAUCCUCUCCAAUAAUGACUGCCUCGACCCCUGUGCUGCAGUGCGCUGUGCAGCGGGCUAUCGGUGCCAGGUGGAUAAGAAGGCUGCUGCCUGUGUCUACUGCCCCGAAUGUGCCUGAAGUCCCUAGUCCCUCUGGCAUGGCUGCUGUAUGGCUUGGAUCGCCGAGCAUGGGAUCAGGAUACGCACUGUGGGAUCCAUGCUGGGAGUUGGGCAGGGAGAAAAUUUAUUGAAAUGACUCGUUUUCUAUUAGUGCAACUUUGAGCCUGCGGCUAUGUCUUGUCUGUAGGGCAAGUUUCGGUCCUCAUGAAUUGUAAAUUCAUGCACAUGAAUAG
Molecule: messenger RNA, 1003 nt
Organism: Closterium sp. NIES-67
Lineage: Eukaryota; Viridiplantae; Streptophyta; Zygnematophyceae; Desmidiales; Closteriaceae
Source: the annotation of a GenBank genome assembly